This is a messenger RNA of Miscanthus lutarioriparius, 981 nucleotides long. The record is from the annotation of a GenBank genome assembly. Lineage: Eukaryota; Viridiplantae; Streptophyta; Magnoliopsida; Poales; Poaceae.
AUGCCUCCACACGACGACGACGUCCGCGUCCCGCCACCCCGGCCCAGCCGGGGCCACCAGCCGUCCUUCUCCGCGGCGCUCCUCGACGCCAUCUACCACUCCCUCGAGGCCGACGCCGAGGCGCGCUCGUCCACGGAGGCGCGCCGGACCCGGACGCCGUCGUCCCCGGCGCGGCGGAUGCCGCUUCCGAGCCGACGUCGCCCGAUGCCCGAGCAGUCGCCGUCCCGUUCCUCGGUCCGGUCACCGCGGCUGCAGAAGACGCCGCGGCCGUGCCGCGUCCGCCCGGACCCGCAGCCCAACUCGAACGGCUCCCUCCUCAUGCCGCCUCCGCUCCCUCCGCCACACCCACACGAGCCGUCGACCGGUGACCGCCGCGUUGCGGACGCGGAGAUGAAGAGGGGCAGGAGGAAGAGGAAGAGGACGACGGCGAAGGCGGCGCCGUUCGCGUGCCUCCUGAACGCUCUGCUCUGCAACAGGAGGCCGGCCAGGUCGGUCGACCACACGCCGCGGGCAACGGCAACGGCCGCGGCGUCAUUCGCGGCGGCGCCGGAGCCGGCUUCGGCGAGGUCGAUCCUCUCGUCGCGCGCUUCCCGGAGGGAGUCCGCGGCGACGGGAGGGAUCCUGACCCCGGCGAGGCGGGCGGUGAGGUUCUCGCCCGUGGCGACGGUGGUGGACGACGAACACGGGCACGGAGUGGUCGGGACGGCGCCGACGGGGCUGCGGGACGCGGGGGCGGAGAUGGCGCGGGCGAAGGAGUCCGCGGCGGAGGCGGAGAGGAGGGUGGAGGAGCUGCUGCGCGCGCUCGGUGUGGCGGACGAGCGGGAGAGGGCCAAGGAGAGCAGCGAGUCCAGCUCCGACCUGUUCGAGCUCGAGAGCCUGGCGGCGUUUAAAGACAGAGACACCGAGAUGCCGCGUUCCAGAACCGCCGCCGGCGACGGUGCCGGGCUGCUGGCACGGCCGCAGCCCCGCGUAGCUGUGUAA